GAUGUUCUGGAACUCCUGUUCUGGGCCAAGAGAGAAGGGAAUUGGGAGCUUCACCUGGAGUGCAUAAAAGCUGUGAUUCCGUGGCUUUUUGCAUAUGACCACACCAAUUACGCACGGUAUUUACCAGUGUACCUAGUUCACAUGUUAGAACUUCCAGAUACGCACCCAGACACUUACAGCAUGCUGUCUCAAGGUGACUUUGGUGUACAACGCACAACCUCCCAUGGCUUCUCGCAGCUUCCAGUUGAUCAAACCAUCGAAUUAACCUUAAACCGCAACACGAAAACUAAGGGUGGCGUAAUAGGGUUUAGCCUUAAGAAGGGUACUGUGCAGCGGUGGAUGUUAACUGCGCAUGCAAGAGCUAGCUUUGUCAAUCGAUGCAGAGAGAUGGCUUCUUCGCAUCCUCAGGACGAGAUAAAGGGUCACAAAGAGUCGGGCUCGGUUCGCAAGAGAAGGGAUGAAGAAGACGUGCAGAAGGUCAUGGAAAUGAUCAGUCAAUGGAGGAAUCCAUUUGAGACGGCAGACGACCUCGUAAGUCUG
Pocillopora meandrina is the source of this 540-nucleotide messenger RNA. The record is from the annotation of a GenBank genome assembly. NCBI's taxonomy places the organism in Eukaryota, Metazoa, Cnidaria, Anthozoa, Scleractinia, Pocilloporidae.